GAGACAACGAAACCGGAAGCGGUACCGGGGAGAGAGAGCCUGAAACCGGAAGCUUCAGGAGACACACCGGUGUGACGGGUCUGACAGCAAAGCUGCGCAUCCUGAUAGAGGUAUGAGCAUGUAUUAGAGUAUAUAGAGUAUAUAUAAACAUGUUCUACUGACAGCAGCCCUAACACUGGGAAUAGGGGCACACAAAUCACUUAUAUAUAUAUUUAUUGUGUGUGCUUUAAUUUGCUAUUAAAUUCCAUUCCUUUUACAAGCCUAUAUUUUUAUUCCCUCCCCCAGAAUUAAAGAAAAAUAAGUUAAAAACAAAUUAACUAUUUCUACUUUUUCUUUCCUUUCUGAAAUAGAACACUGAAAGCUAGCUUUCACUCAUUUUAUAUAAAUAGUUUAUUACUUAAUUAUUACUUUAUGUUUUGCUAGAAGCUUGUGUAUUUUAUUUAAUUUAUUUUAUUUUUUUUAUUUUGCAUGUGAUGGCUCCAGUUAUAUUGUACUAUUACAGUGUUGGUUAGACCAACUAAUUUAAUAUUGUUACUCUCCAAUGUGUGACCAGUAAGGGAUUCACGUUGAAUUUCUAAAUGAAUUAAACUGAAAACUUAGCAGACUUGGAGUCUUAGCUAUUUUGGGUUUAAUAUUUUGAAAUUAGAGUUUCUAUUCCUUACAGUUCACACAUUGGUGAAGUACACUGGGGAAAGUUUCCAUUGCAGAUUGGGGUGUGUGGGGGUAAGGGGGACUGGCUUUUAAUGCUUAAUGAAGAUGUUUCACGACUUUUUGGAUUCUGGGAGAGAAAUCUCAUUACCUGGAGUCGAGAUUAUUAUUAUUAUUGUUGUUUUACUACCGUGAACAAUGUGGAAAAUGUUUUAAAUAUUGAAAGGGUUGAACUUGAAAGACUAGAUUAUUUUUAUUUAUUUUGUUACCUUUAAAAAGGGAUUUUUCCCCCCAUUUUCACUGUAGCCUGUUGUAUUGAUUAUGGUGCCAGCAGGACCCAAAUUAAAUCUCAACCAUAAAACCAUUUUCAAACUAGUUGUGUGGUUUGUUUGUUUGUUUUGUUUUUUUAAUGUUUUGGCAGUUACUUUGGGUUUGGCAAUUACAUUGGGAAAUUGAUAUUUCCAUUUAGAGAUAUUUUGUAUGGAAUACACUGGUUAAAGAAUGUCCGCAAAUGCAUUCAGACAAUUGACUACACUCUAAGUCAGGCAAAAUUGAUGUUGCUAAAGCAGAAGGGGAACUUUAGAGAGAUCCAUCUGUGAACAGAAGAUGUGUUUCCAGAUAAGUGUCAAACCAUUUAAAAUUAGUUUGACUCUUGUGACUAAGUUCGUAUACUUCAGCAGUGAAGUUUUUUUUUUUUUUUUUUGUCACUAUGGGACACAAAAAAUAUAUCCAAAAAGCCCAUGAAAAUGAGUCCAUAAAUACUUUUGUGAUAGGCAAAGCAAAUUAACAUUUCUGCUCAUAGGUUAGUGCUGACAGUCCCAAUUUCAAGGCCCUUCCUUGUAUUUCUUCUCUAGCUCCCAGCUAAUAAUUGAGACAACAGAAAACUCCAUGAUAAGUGCAGAGUAAAUGUGUCAUUAAAAGCUCUUUCUAUCCAUACAGAGGUGGUGAUAUCGCUCUAAACCCUGGUCCCUCCUCUACUAAGUCACCUGCUACCAACACCAGAAACUACAACAAUCUAAUAUCCAUUCCAUGUAACUCUCACUAUAAUUCCUCCUUUAAAGCUGCCCUCUGGAAUGCAUGCUCUGUGCGCAGCACCAUUAAAUCUACUUCCAUCCAUGACCUAUUUAUAUCACACUCCCUAAACCUACUUGCACUAACAAAAACAUGACUCUCUCCCUCUGAUACUGCUACCCCUGCCUCACUAUCCUUUGGUGGUCUUCACUUUACCCACAACCCAAGAUAAACUGAGAGUAAAGGUGGCGGUGUAGGUUUUCUGCGUUCAUCCCACUGCUCCUUUUAAACUCUGCCCAUCUUCUUCCCUCUCUUUCCCAUCAUUUGAAAUUCAUUCAGUUCGCCUUUUCAGACCCUUCUCUGCUAACAUUUCCAUUAUUUAUCGUCCCCCUUCCUAUUCCUUGACCACUUUGCUGCCUGGCUACCCUACUUCCUCUCUUCUAAUAUUCCAUCCCUAAUUCUUGGGGACUUAAAUAUUCCCAUUAACCCACCUUUGACUUCAGCCUAACCCCUAAACUACUUUCAAUUACUUCCUCCUUCGGACUAUUGCAGUGGGCUAAUUCUCCCACCCAUGUAGCUGGCAAUACCCUCAACCUCAUUUUCUCUAAUGCAUGUACAGUAUCUAAUAUCUGCAAAACGUCUUAUCAUUUGCUCUACAGUACCCCCUCACCCAACAACCUCAGCCUAACCCCCCUCAACUCAGGAGAAACCUUAAUUCUAUUGACCUCCGUCAGCUGAUAUUGAUUCACAACUGCUAUCCAUCCCUUCCCUCUCCUGUCCCUCACUGGCCAUCUCCACAUAUAACACUACCCUCACCUCUGCCUUGAACGCUGGAGCCCCACUCCAAACAUGCACCUCGAGGAGGGCAUGCCCCCAACCAUGGCAUACUAAAUCAACACGCUAUCUGCAAAGUUGGUCCUGUUGUGCUGAACGCUCCUGGAGGAAGUCUCGCACCCAGGCAGACUUUCUCCAUUAUAGAUUAAUAUUGUGUUCAUACAGCGCAGCCCUUGCCCCUUGCCAAACAGUCAUACUUUUCCUCUCUCAUUAGUUCAUGCUACCGCAAUCCCAGGGGUCUCUUUGACACCUUUAACUCUCUUCUUCGCCCUGCUGUGACCACCCCCCAAACUCCCCCCAAACUAACCUUACAGCUGAUAGCUUUGCAUGCUGCUUUACUGACAAGAUUGAACAGCUAAGGAAAGAAUUCUCUCCACCUUGCCAUUCUCUUUCUCAAUCACACGUAGAUCAUGCCUUUCCUACCCUUCAGACUUUCUCACUGGCUACUGAACAAGGGGUGGCUGCACUUCUCCUUUCCUCUCGCCCGCUCGAUCCUGUCCCAUCUCCCCUCAUCAGAUCUCUCUCCCCUUGUCUUGUGCCUUCCUUAACACACAUCUUCAACUGCUCUCUCUCUCUUCUGGCAUUGUCCCUUCAGAUCUUAAACAUGCCACUGUAGUACCUAUUCUGGAAAAAACAUCUCUUGACCCGUCCUAUCCCUCUAUCGUCCCAUAUCCCUGCUCCCUUUUUCCUCAAAGCUUCUGGAAAGACUAGUCUUUGCCUGUGUCUCACUUCCUCAAUUCCAACUCUCCCCUUGACCCUCUUCAGUCUGGAUUCCGCCCUCUCCACUUUACUGAGACUGCUCUUAUCAAAGUUACUAAUGACCUAAUCGCAGCUAAAUCCAAAGGCCACUACUCCAUACUAAUUCUUCUUGACCUCUUUGCUGCCUUUGACACCGUUGAUCAUGCUCUCCUUCUUCAAUCACUCGAUCUCUGUUCUCUCAUGGUUUUCCUCUUUCCUCUCUCCCAACACUCAUUCAGUGUCUCCUUUUCUAGGGAUACCUCCUCCCCUCAUUCUGCCUUGGUUGGAGUCCCCAAGGCUCUGUCCUUGGUCCCUUUCUAUUUUCUUUUUGAACUGCCUCUCUUGGCAAACUUAUUGCCUCUUUUGGAUUUCACUAACACCUGUACGCUGAUGACACCCAGUUAUAUCUCUCCUCCCCAGACCUCUCCCCUGCCAUCCUGCAACGUGUCACUGCUUGCCUUUCUUCCAUUUCUGACUGGAUGUCCUCCCGCAUUCUGAAACUCAAUCUCUCUAAAACUGUACUCCUUGUCUUUCCUCCUCCUAAUACUGAUCCUCCUAUAUCGCUCUCCCUUCAAGUCAGUCGUAUCCACAUAAGUCCAUCCUUGCAAGCGCGCUGUCUUGGUAUCAUAUUUGACUUUGGCCUCACGUCUAGUAUGUUGCCAAAUCCUGUAGAUUCCAUCUUAGAAACAUAGCCCACAUCCGCCCCUUUCUUACAAAAGAUGUUACCAUGGAGUUUGUCCAUGCUCUAGUAAUUUCCCGCAUGGAUUGUAACCCUCUUCUGAUUGUAGCAGGGCAAUAUGGCUAUUGGGAAGACCAGUCUGUAAUGAAUGCCGCCACCAGACUGAUUUUCCUCUCUAGUCGGUCCUCUCACACCUCACCCCUCUGUCAGUUCUUUCAUUGGCUUCCUGUAUCCUAUAGGAGUCCAUUCAAAGUGCUAACCCAUAUAUAUAAAGCACUGAACAAUUCUAGCCCCUCUUAUACCUCUUCACAGAUCCAUAGGUAUGCUCCUUCUCGGUCCCUCCGCUCUGCCCGUGACCUUCUCUUGUCCAUUUGCUCUCACCCGUACGGCCAACUCGCGCUUGCAGGACUUCUCGCGGGCGGCUCCCUUCCUAUGGAAUAGCCUGCCUACCCCCACCAGACUGUCCCCUAGUCUUCAGUCAUUUAAGAAGUGCCUCAAAACCUAUCUCUUUAGGAAAGCUUAUGGCCUCCCAGAGUAACCUCUACCUUACAUGCCUGCCUCUUGCUCUCUCAUAAAGGGCAGCGCUCUACUCUCUCCUCCAGCUCUGCUUCACUCCCACCUUAUUUGAUUGAUAUUUCUGUCCCAAUGUGUUUUAUACCCCAACAUCCUAUAGACUGUAAGCUUGUUUGAGAAGGGUCCUCUUCAACCUAUUGUUCCUGUAAGUUUUCUUGUAAUUGUCCUAUUUAUAGUUAAAUACCCCUUUCUUAUUAUUGUAAAGCGCUAUGGAAUCUGUUGGCGCUAUAUAAAUGCUGAUGAUAAUAAUACCUCUGCCAGGUCAUCAUCUUCUCUGCUACAAGGGACUUUGGAGUGCUUCAGACCCAGUCGCUGAAGCUUGACUGGGGUUGCUGAAGACCUCUUCCACUGGACCAGGCUGCAGUGAAAAAUACUUCCUGGACUGAGCCCCUCACACAAUGUAUAUCCUUAGAAAGCUUGUCACCAAGCGCCUUUGCUAUCCAAAUAGCACCCUGAUUGGAGAGUCCGUGCCUGAGUUACAUUGUGUUUAACGUUUUAUGAUCUGGUGAGGAGUUGAGGGUGUGUGGUGGCUAAGUUCCGGUCUCCAAAAAGGUUCCCGUAUCUCUGAGGAGGAGUGCACUCUCAUGUCUAAGUUAUCCUUGUAUACCACCCCUACAUAUAGUGCUUUAUGGACCCAGUCCAUAGUCUGUGGGCAGAAGCCUGGCCUUCAAGUCUAACCUAAAGUCUGUGGCAAUGGAGCUUCCGUCACAACUCUUAAAAGUGUAAUGGCGCCAGGGAAUUAUAUGUAAAAUAUAAUAUUACAUUUUAGUCUGAUACAGUUAAUGUUUACAUUUGUUUUUUGUUUUUCUUUAUUUUCCUUUAAUAAUCUGAUUCCAUGCAAUAUGUCAUAUCAGCUCGUGUGUACACUGUGCAACGUAGUUGUCUUAGAAACGUAUAGAUUAGCAUUUGUUUUAUAAAUAAUUUUUAUACAUCUUUUGCUAGCAUUGGCAGUGUGAAAUUGAAUCUAAAUAUGUAAGUUAGCAACAUUUUUAGUCUUGCCAUUUGGCUGGCACAAUGUAGAUAUAAAAUAACGAGUUAAAAGUGGCCCAUUGUAAUGCCAUGCUAUGGGAAACGGAAAUGUCUCUAUUGAAUUACAGUGUAAUGCAGUGCCAGUUCACAAAUUCAUGCUCCUAUUAAAAAAAAAUAAAAAAAUACAAAACCGCACAAAUAAAUACUUUAUCUAAAAGGGGAAGCUUUCUGAGAUAAGACAAGCUGGUCCUAACAUUUUUAAUGAAUAAUAGCAUUGUCCAAACUCACAGUGAAUAUAUUAUUAAAAUAACAUUACCCACCAAUUCAUAUGUAGUAUCUAUGCCUAUGUACAAGGUUUAUAAUUUGCAAAACAAAUGCCUGGUUUAGAUCAGAAUGUUCCCUUUAUUUUAUCUGGUGCUAAAUGUUACAUUUAUUUCCGUGCUGAACACAGUGAACAAUCAGUUGCAGAAGAUAUUUUGUAAUGUAGUGUAAUUCUUUAUAUUUAUUCCUAUUUUCUCUCCUUAGCUUGUGGUUUUGUCGUGUAUCUCAGAAACUGUCAGAUUGGGGUGCCCCAAUGCCGCUGGGACUUGGCCGUAAAAAGAAGGCUACUCCUCUUAUGGAGGAGGAAGAUGUUGGGGAACGCAGCUCAUUGGCAGUGUCGCAAACCGGUGGUGUGCCUGGUGGGACUCUCUCACCGGUUGCUCCCGGUUUGCCGCCUCCUGCCCUUGCCCUGCGCCCUCGGUUGGUUUUCCACGCUCAGCUUGCACAUGGCAGCCCCACAGGCAGAAUUGAGGGAUUCAGCAAUGUGAAGGAGCUGUAUGCAAAGAUAGCAGAGGCAUUCAAUUUGUCUCCAGGAGAGGUAAGUAGUGCAAGGAAAAAUAGCUACAUGAGAUACAAAACUGUAAUAAAUGUCUUUUUAAAAUAAUAAUGUAUAUAAAAUGAAAUAAUCAGUCUAGCUUUCACUACUCUAUUCAACUGAAUAGAAUAUUAUUAUUUCUAUUAUAUAUAUUAACAAAGUCUUUAAUGUAUUCUAGAGAAAUCUUGUGAAGUACUUUACUCUAUCCUGUUUCAUGAGACAACUCUUGAGUUUGUCUAAACGUUUUCUGUGCUGUAGGCAUUUGAUAGUGUUCCUUUGGGAUCCAGAGCUGAAUCCAUCCAUAAUGUGAAAUGUGUUAUAAGUGCACACUCCAAUUAUGUGAAACUGCUAAUAUUGGCCCAUAUUUUCUCUCACAAUUUUCUCUGGAUGACUCCAUAAUAUUACAGGAAGCUGGACAGCAAGUGGUCCUUGAUCGUUUCAAUGAAAAACCACUUGGUUUUUUAAAUGUAUGUAAACUGUAUAAAAGUAUAUUUUUUGCUUCUUGGAUCACAUGACUAGUAGAAUGUUGCCCCUGUUAUUUGGGACUAUCCAAGCAAAUGCACAGUCUAAAGCAUAUGUGGCAUUGAUGGAGCAGUAAUACAAGUACAGUGACCAUGUAGAGGAGCAAUAACAAUGUACCGUAUAUUUAAUUUUUUUUUAAUUUUCCACUAGGCGUAGCACUGUAGGAUCAAAGUGAGUUAUUUAAAGGAUUAUGCUUGUUGACACACCUUAUAGACUAUACAUGUAACAAUGGAAAUGAAAGUGCAUGUUUUAGAUGUUGUUAUUUAGGGGUAGCCCAAAGGUAGAUCCUCAGCUGUUGGGAAAUCUACAGCAUCCAUGAUUCUUUGUCAGCAUUAAUGCAUUUACUUUGUAGAAUUAAGUAGAAACAUACCUUUGCUAUUCUUCCAGAUUAGUCGUAUUUUAAUUUUCAUCUAUGUUGACCCAAAUUUAGCAGUUUUCUUGUUUGUACUACAAACCGAAACAGUGCUUUAAUAAAGCAUGUUAUGCUAUGUAUGCUGGAGACAGAUGCCCAGUAUGCACAGAAUUAACAAUAGCCAGCAGCAAAUGCAUAUUCUCUAUGUGCAGCAUUUCAUAGUGAAACAGUGCACGUUCAGACUCCAAGCACUAACUCUUGACGUUUUUUACUGUUGCCAAGCUUAAGGAGUACUAUUGAUGACCAACUUUGGCAUUGUAGAACGAUAUACCCUAGUAUGCUUAUCCAGCCUGUACGGAAACUGUAAUUCUCCACCUCUAUUGCCAAAGUUCACUAUCACUGCUACAUGAGUUGCGAGGUGAGCAUCAACAAUGAGGAUGUGACUUUAUCCUGACUGACUGCAUGCUAAGGAAAUCAGCUGAAUAGUGUGCAGGAAGUGUCUCUGCACCCGCAGUUUUCAUAGAAACUGUUUAUAUAUUAAAAAUAAAUAAAUAUAGUUUUCUCUUAAAAUUCUCACUAAAGCAAGCUUGUCCUCCCUACAUGGAAUUGCCCUCUGUCUUGGGAGAGUAAAAGUGAUCUAGAAAAUCAUAAUUUAUUCCCAGAUCACAUGAAGGGAAAUUAUUCUUUAAUUAAAAGCAUGAUUUCCAUAGCAUUUACACUCUGCUGCUGCAAUCUGUUUGUCCCUGUUGGCAAGUGUGUGUUUUUUUUUUUUUUUUUAAUGUCAUAUUUCAUCAGGUCUAGUAUUAUAACGGUUUCUGCAGAAUUGUGUUUCAGUGACAAAUAACAGAUGACAGCUGAACAUGUACAGUCUAAUACAGGAAAUGUUUAAUUAAGGCUUGUGGAGGCCAUAAAGCCUGUGCAUUUAUAUCAGAAACUGGCAAACCAGAUGGGAAACCUCCUUCCAUAGUAUGGAAAUCAACCUUUCUAUGCAAUUGAAAAUCCAUAAAAAGCCUAUCUUCCUGCAAUAAUAAUCACUUAAGCAAAUGUAAAAGUAUUUCCUUUUAAUGCAACGUGCAUAAAGAGGAUCAGUCGCCAAAAACAGUGCUUGAAAAAGUUUUCCAAUACAUUUUUUUCGCCAAGGACAAAACAUUUCAUGAGAACUAUGACUAGAGUUAACAAAUAUUUUCAAACACGUAUAUUAUUAGUUAUUUCUACUCGAACUCUCAUUCUGCAUCCCAUUGCCUCCUUCCCUGUAACUGUGUCUCAGACCCUCCUAGGACAUAUUGAACACUUGGCCCCUUUCUUUCUCAGCCUUUAUAUGAGGCCCACAGCCUCUCUAUUUUUCCCUGACCACUACUGCCCUAAUCUCAAUGAUUUAAAUCCCUCCCCAGUAUUUCCAAGCUUCCUCUGCACAUAUUUCUCUCCUCCCUGGUGUGUCAUGCCAUCCCCCAGUGUCUCACUACCACAUUUACUUUCCCUCUCCCAGCAUUCUAACCCUCCUGAUCUUUAUACACUCCAUUGUGCCACAUCUUUGAAGUAUGCCAAAUAUCAGUGGUUAAAUCCCUUCACCAUGUGUCAUUCCACUCAGUCCCAAACCCCUCUGUCACCCUCCUGUCCCAAAUACCCAUUGCCUCAUAAUCACUCUUGUGUCAAACCGCCUCCCAUCUCUGUAUCAUUCCCAGAGUUAUUACAUCUUUCCCCUUCAAUUGCAUUAUUAUUAUUAUUAGAAUUUAUGUAGCACCAAUAUUUUCAGCUGCUGUUUACAAUUCUAGAAUGGGAAUACUUGGCAUACUUUGGCCUCUGCCCAAACAAACUUAGUCUAUGAAUUGCUGAUAUUCACAUAGUGUACGCCUUUACAUAUAUAUAUAUAUAUAUAUAUAUAUAUAUAUAUAUAUAUAUAUAUAUAUAUAUAUAUAUAUAUAUAUAUAUAUAUAUAUAUAUAUAUAUAUAAUUUUCUUUUUAUUAUUUAAAAGGGUUUUUUGGUUUACAGAAAGAAGUCAUACAUCACAUGACAAUACAUAGAUACAGGUACACAGGAGGUCUAUUGUGGUUUACAUUCUGGACCUUAGGUAACGUUCCCAGCAUCAGAUUUAAUUGAGCUAGGGUGUUGUGAGUAACCGUGUCCCCAGUAGGCAGAGUUGCGGUGCAUAGUGUGUUGAACAGCUCCUGUUGGGAGGCAGGUGUAGGAUCCCGAAGGCAGUGUGUUGUUUUGGGUGCCCUGCCAUGAGUGUUGGCUUUAGAAGGGGAGAGAGGUUGAGAGUAGUGGGGACCUCGAGCCCCCACGCAAGGGGCGCAAUCGGGUUCUGUUUGUUGGGACAGUGUAUGGUGGGGAGGGGGUGUGCUAUGGGUGCAGUCUGGAACCUUUUUCAGUAGGUGUGCUUGGGGUCUCUGUGUGCUGUAUUUCCCCUGCAGGGUUGCACUGUGUUUCUGGUUGGGUGGGUUUUUGUGUUGUCCAGUUGGAGUAAAAUUUUGCUAUUAUGUCCCGUUGUGGGUAUUGUUUCAUUCCAAUCAUCAUUUUCUAUAUCUGUUUUACAAAUCCUCUGUCACGUUCCUGUUUAUCAUCAGCUGUAUUUUAUUUUUGGGGCACUUAGCGUCCAUGGAUGUGUGAAUGCAGUGCUGAUCAGUAACACAAGAAGUCCAGGUUCUUGCAGUUAUCAUUCAUACCACAGAUAAGAACUUGGAUCAUUGAGCCUCCAAUAAUAAGAAAGUGAUGAUGAUAUCCCUUGCACCUUGUGACUGCAUACAUUACAUAAUCCUAAAUUUGCUUGCUGUGGCUUAAUUUCCUCUCUCCAGUGGCAUAUUUUGUAAAUAUAAAAAUAUAUUUUAUUUUUUUAUUCACAGUGAAAUCUUUGUGGUCCCCUCUGUAUCAAGCUUAUUAUUUAACAACUAAGCUUGACUGCAAUUGUUUCAUCUAUAUGCUAUUAAUAUCUGAUAUUAAACAGUACUAAUUUAUCUCGUAACCAAUAAAAUAAAUACAAAAGAAAUGGUGUGGUGUACUACAAAUACAUGUGUGAGGAUCACCAAUGAGAUACUAUACAUACACUGGUUAUCGGCCUCCCAAAAUAUACUGGUAGUACUCCAGUUAGGAAAUGCUAUUCCAGCUUUUAAUCACUUAAAAACAUAAAACAAAACCGUGUAAAACUGUUAGAUGCAAUGAUAAGGUGAUUAAUGCACUCACAAGUGGUCCGCCACUAACAGUGUCCAGAAAGGCACAAAGGGACUCCAAGAUGUUCUCAGUUAGCUCCUGAAUGCACCAAGGUCCUGGAUCCCAAUAGGUAAUAAAGGAGUGAGUUAUAGAUAAGGAUGUCCCAAAUAGAGUGGAGAAAGAGUUAAAGAGGCUCUGUAUGCGUCCGACCAGUUUCAUCCUCAGGACUUUUUCAAGGAAGAUCUUAGAUGUAGUCCACACAAUUCAGACUUAUAAACCCCAACGAUUUUUGUGUUGGUGACAACUAGGAGACUCACUAUAUCUUUUAUUUUUUUUUAUUUUUUUUUGUGCUUUUGUAUCAAUAAAAUAAAUAGUCUGUCUUAUUUUGAACAACAAAAUCUAGUAAGUUUUACUACACAAGGUAUUUAUAGCGUGUUACGGAGCAGCGUCUCUCCAUCACUUUACCUACCUUUAUUGGUUUAGCUGCUUCAGCAUCAGUAUAACCAUAUAUUUUUUUUUUUUUUUUAAAAUAGCAGUGAAUUUAGCCCAUUUCCCCAUACACUAGGGGAAGCUUCUCUUUAAAAUGCUGCACAUACAGAUAUUACAUACAUACAGAUAAGGAAAGCAUUCGAUUGGCUGAGAACACCAUAGGUGGGGUGGGGGCGGGGCCAGCCAAUCAGCUUCUCCUCAUAGAGAUGCAUUGAAUCAAUGCAUCUCUUUGAGAAACGUUCAGCGUCUCCUUGCAGAGAGUAGACGCUGAAUGGCAGUGCUGCUGCCCCAUAAACCACCUCCAGUGGCCACUGCAGGUGUCCCUAUGCUUUAAUGUACAGAAAAGACUGUAUUUGCAACAAAAAACCUGCAGCAACUGUCUAUAGUCACCACAACAACUACAAUGCCCUGUAGUUGUUCUGGUGAUUUAUAGUGUCCCUUUUAACACUUCUUACUAGAGGUGUACAUAGGACUAUAGUGAUUAUGAUGCUUGGAGUAACCCUUUGUUUGAAUUACAUCAAAGCAGAUUUUUGAGAAUCUGUCAUUUGAGGCAACUUAAAACUCCCUGAUCACAGUGAAUCUCCUCUUCCAAUUCUCUGUGGUAUUUCUAUAUGUACAAGGUGGCCUAACCGUUUAUGGCAUUGUUUUAAAAUGGUUUGGUUUGUUAAAGCUACCUCACCUCUUUCUCACUUGUCUUACUUCAGGUUAUGUUCUGUACUCUAAAUACUCACAAACUGGACAUGGAUAAGCUUCUUGGAGGCCAAAUUGGCUUGGAGGAUUUCAUCUUUGCUCAUGUACGAGGACAGAAAAAGGAGCUAGAAGUCUAUAAAUUUGAGGACUCCCUUGGACUCACAAUCACUGAUAAUGGAGCUGGCUAUGCUUUUAUUAAGGUACAUUUUAUUGAGUUACUGUUCUAGCACCUUCUUUUUAGGGGCCUAUUCUACUACUUGAACUCUAGUUCAGUUUGUUUUCUCAUGAUUACAUCCCCAUUUUAUUUAAUAUUCUUAAUGGUCCGUCUUCUGCAGCGUAUCAAGGAGGGCAGUACUAUCGACCGCAUGCAGCUAAUUAAUGUUGGAGACCUUAUCGAAUCCAUCAAUGGAAAAAAUCUGAUAGGUUGUCGUCAUUUUGAGGUGGCCAGGACUCUGAAAGAACUUCCUCGAGGGAAAACCUUCACUCUGAAACUGUGUGAACCAAGGAAGGCAUUUGGUAUGUAUGUCAGCUGUGUGUAUUUCUACUGCAGACAGGCCAAGAUAUUAAAGGCAUACUCUCUGACUCAGGUGUGUGUAUUCUACACUCCUCAAAUCACAGGAACAUUAAAACUAGCAAUAACACCAAAAUCAACCCUUAAAAUCACAUAUCAAUAAAAGGUACAUAAUGGCAAAACAUAUAUUGCAGGGAAAUGCCUUUUGAGGUGUUUUGGGCACAUUCAUUAUCCAACUGACCUAUUGGUUUUAUUAUGAUGUCUGCAGAACUCCUCAAUUGAAUUAUUGUAUUCCUGAGUAGCAGAAUUCACAGUAAUUGCAGUACCAGGUGCUCAAAGUUUCAUAUAUUAGAAAUGUAUUGGUCCUUUCUUAUACUUGCUUACUGCUGAAAGUGUGUCCUUCUGGGGCUUUGAACACCAUGUUCAAGGGUUUGUUGGUGUGUGUAAUCUCUACCCACAAUCAUUCAAACAUUGGUUCCAUCAAAUGCAAGGCUCCAAAACCGUGUGUUAAGAUGGGGCAAAGAGCUGAGUACUGCGUUGGGAAAUGCUCAGUUUUUGCAAAUAAAACCCACAUGUCAGAAACCUGGUUGUAGCAGGAUUUAUGGUUUUUAAACCCCAGAGUAUUUUUCUAAAUCUAAAAUAACUCUUUUGAACUUUCCUAGCAUAAUGUAAAGAUGCCCAGUUGGAUUAUUUAUGUAUUUUGUAUGAUCUUUAUGCUUCCAGAAGCUACAUUCCUGAAGUCUCUACACCCUUAAGUACUUCCAGAGUCCCUUUUCCCUUUUUGUUGUGUUGGUUAAAAGUAGUGCUCAGUACUCUGAAAUUCAAACAAUUAAAUUAGUGUGUGGGGUUGGUUUUUGUUUUGUUUGUUUUUUUACAAUCUAGUCUAUUGUUUUAAAGUUCUCUAUUAUCCAAAAGCACAUUGCUUGUUUUAGGACUGUAACGGGAUUUGUGUAACCCCUUGUCACGAAGGGAUUAAGAAAAUCUGCCUUACUCUGUGAUGCAAUGUAAAUACCAGCAGUAACGGAUUAAUUUUGUGUGUGUUUAAUAACCCUUCUUAGACAUGAUUGGUCAACGUUCAGGAUCCACCGCUGUUAAUUCUGGUGUAUCACACUCUGGGAGAGGAACCUUGCGUCUCAGAGCCAAGGGGCCACCCACAGUGGAAGAACUGGUGAGCGAAAUUGCUGUAUUAUUGUGAGAACAGAAGAGCAAAAGAAAAUAACCUUUGUCUCAGGUUAUGUUCUUAUAAUGAAAUGUACUGGUUAUGUUAAGGUAUGGGCAAGAAGCAAAGUGAAAUAAUAUUUCAAUUAAAAAAAGUGAUUGCAGGCACAGCAUUAGAUCUCUUUCCCUCCCCCCCUUUUAGAGUUGGCAAAAUGUAUGUGUGAUUGCUACUUCCUUAUGACAACACUGAGUUGCAAACAUUUGUAAGAAAUGCACAUAGAGUAAAUCAGUGAAUGAACCAAAUCUCAGCUGAGGCAUCUCUAUGCAUUUCAUUGGAAAAUACAAUCUAAACAAAUCUUUAAAAUGCAGAUCAAUAUUCCAAAAUAUAGACCGUCCAGAUUGAUCCGCCUCAAUAUUUGCACCACAGUUCUGGACCUGUAUAAAGAAUCACCCAGCAUUUUCCCCUGUAAUCAGUCUUGGUUUACAUUUACAAUAUCUGGAUAUUUUGAAUUUUCGUCUUAUCCUCGCCCACUUGUGUCUCAUCCAACUGGAUUACACAUCAUAUCGUUUUUAUGAGUGCCAGUGAUUGCAUGAACACCAUUCUAAAGGCAUGGCCAGCAGACAAAUACUCUUUGAGUACUUCUAAGUUGUUGUUCGUUUAUUUUUAUUUUUUUCUCAAAUUAAAUCUCUUUAAAAAAAUGAUUUUUUUUAGCUCUCCUGGAGUACUUUUAUUUGAAGAUUAGAAGUCUCAUAAAUGUAGAUAUAUUUCAGUACGUUCUCUGUAGCUUUUUUUUUUUCUUUUUCUUUCAUUGGGUGUCAGGCUACAUUCUCUAAGACCUACUAUUUUGUUGAUUAUGAAGACUGAAAUUUAGUCUGCUGCCCAUAAAACAAAAUAAAUAGAAAUGACUGUUUAGUAGAGAAUACACUAAGGAAAACAUGCAUGCAUUUAAUUAUGCAAAAGCUGCAGUUCUCUUGUCUGAAGCCUUUGCAAGCCCUCCCUUUCUAAUCCAGCCCAGACUUUCUAUGGCCAAUCACAGACUCCCCAAUGUAGCUCAAUGAGAAGUAUUUAAGGCAAGCGCUCUGGGCAAUUGCCUGUCUUUUUUUGAGUUUCGCUCUACUGAGCUAAACAACCAGGAAGUAACCGCACCGGUUGUCUGGUUUACAGCCAGGGGGUGUAAAAAGGUUAAAUUAUAAAUGUUCCAAUUUCUGUUGAAAUAUGCUUAUCCAAAAUGAAAAAAAAUGGGAUGCACUCUUCACACAUGUAGCACCUCAGCAAAAUGAAGUGCUUUAGGGGUGUGGAGUGACCCUUAUAAGGAUGGUUUUUAGUGUCCAUGCGUGCAAGGUGAAGUUACAAAAAGUAUGGUGUUGGGAGACCUGUAGAUGAAGAGCACAGACUAGGCAGUGCAGCAAAGGAGUUUAAAUCUGAGGAGCAGUUUUUUUUUGUUUGUUUUUUUUUUGAGUUUGUGUGCAAACAUAUUUGAUACUUACUUUUUACCUUCUCUUUUGAGAUGUCCGUUAUUGAAGAGAAAGCGGUGCAGAAGGUGGAUGAUCUUCUAGAGAGUUACAUGGGGAUUCGAGACAGCGAGUUGGGUGAGUUACAUGUCUUAGUAGAAUUGUCCAACCUAUCAGCUCUUUCUCCUCUACUCAUUGACACCUUCGUACACCAUAUCAGAUCAAGACAUGAAAAACAUUGUCUGAUGAUCUAUUGCAUACCUUAUGCAAAGUCCAAAGUGCUGCAUAUUCAAUACAAAAUAUAAAAAGGUGAAAUACAGACUUGUUUUUUUUUUUUUUUUUAUAUAAAGCCUUAUUUUAGGUUCUGUGUAAAAUGCUGUGCAAACACUUUAAUUCACAUAACAUUAGGCAGAAAGAGGCUAAGCAAGUUAUAAGAGCCUCUAAAUCACACACACACGAGAAAAUAACAAAGUCCGUAAAAAAAGGGGAUAAAACAUUUUUUUUAGAUACAUAAAUGAAAAAAGGAAAGUUAAAAUAAGGAUUAGUUAGAUUAAAAAUAAAAAGAUAUGUAGAAGAGGGUAAAGGUCUAGCUGAUUGCCUCAAUUAAUAUUUUUGUUCAGUAUUUACAGAUGAAAAUGAAGGAAAGGGACCUCCAUUAAUAAAAAGGACAAAUGAGUCAUUUAUUACAUGUGAGUUUACAGAGGAAGAGGUUCUAUUUCAACUGUCAAAAGUAAAGACAAAUAAGUCAAUGGGACCUGAUGGAAUACACCCAAAGCUAUUCAAAGAGCUUAGUGGUGUACUAGCAAAACCAUUAAUGGGUUUAUUUGACCAAUCAUUGUUAACAGAGUAGUCCCAGAAGAUUGGAAAUUAGCGAAUGUUGUACCCAUUCACAGGAAAGGUAAUAGGGAGGAGUCGGGCAACUAUAGGCCAGUAAGCCUUACUUCAGUAGUGGGGAAAGUGAUGGAAACCCAUGUUAAAAGAUAGGAUUGUUGAACAUCUAAAAACACAUGGAUUUACUUCAGGGAGAUCAUGCCAAACUAAUGUUGAUUUUUGUUUUUGAUUGGAUAACUAAAAUAAUAGAUCAGAACGGUGCAGUAGACAUUGCUUACUUAGAUUUCAAAUAGCGAAUAUACGUGAUAAUACAAUUACCACAUCAAUACAACACCCAAUGUGACAUUUAUGUGGGUAUACUUCCCAAUAGUAGCAUCUAAUGAUAACAGCAAGAUUCUUUCUUUGAAAAUCUACAAGAGACAAAUAUUGCCACACAUAGUGAAAUCUGUAUAAUAAUAUUGUAAGAAGAAAUAUGAGAUACCAACUCACAAAUGUAGAGCCGUGCCAGGCUCUGUAUGGUCAGCGUUUGGGUGCCAAUAACUGGCUUUGAAACUACUCCAGAAGCAGGAUCUCAGUAGCAGUAGAAAAUUUAUUAAAAUAAUAACAGUAAAAUAAAAUAAAAUAGGACAUAUAUAAGCAGUGUGUAAGAAGAUAAUAAUAGACACUACCGCAGGAUAUAUAAUAAGUCCUAAUAAAAGUCCAAACAGCAAAUGCGUUUCGACUAAAAAUAGUCUUCCUCUGUGCAGGCUAAAUCAAAGCUAGCAUCAUGUUCCCUAUUAUAUCCUUAUGGAGUUGAAUUUUCGCGGCAAAGUACCGUUUAUUUCCGGGUCACGUGGUUGUUGGCGUCAACUUCCGGUUGCGUGCGUGCGUCACAGCGCCCGUGUUGCAAUCAUUUUCUGUUGAUAUAGGAAGUGCUGUAUCGUCCAUAUAGAGUAUGGGCAGUGUUGCCCUACAUGCAGGAAACAUAUCCAUAUAGCCAUCAUAAACAGACCUUAGUUAUAUAGUGGUUAUAUCUACCUUUUAGUCCUAUUUUUAUUCUUUAGUAAGUGGGGAAUGUAUUUACUCAAUGUAAUACAUACAUGUAUAUAAUGUACCAUUAAGAUUAUCCAUUCAUUUGUUGAACAUCUAAAAUCACAUUGAUUUCAAGAUCAGAGAAUUAAUAAAAAAAAAUAUUUAUUAUAUAUCUCUCAAAAUACGAGAACGAAAUAAUAUAUAUCUUUAUACAUAAGUAUAUAUAAAUAAAAAUUAGAUAUCUAUCUCUCUAUCUCAUGGCCUGAAGUUGUGGGAGGGGCUAUAGACCUAUAAAAGGGACUCCCCCCUUUCCCUACUUACCUUUGUUGGUCAGAUGAAUAGACUGUUCAAGGUCAGCAUUUGCAUGAGAUCCACCUCCAGGUCAUACAAGACUCCAUUUUGGUUUCACCUUUGCUCCAUGAGGUCUCCUGCAGCAGGGAUUUCCGUUAAUCCAGUGGCUUUCUCUCCGGUCAGCAUCGCAUUUGGUGUCUCAGGGACUCUCAAACCGUAAGUUGACCCACCUGUCGCGCCAGGAUUAGUUCCCACGGCGUUCAGCACAGCACGGGUCCUCACUUUACGGUUUCCUUUCGUUUUGCACGGUUAGUUCGUUACAUUAUACUCACCUAACUGUUCAUGUAAAAUCUGUUGGUAAAAAUCUGUUUUGGUUAAAAUCUGUUGGGUUAAAACUACAAACGAAAUACAAUUUUUCGCCUACACACUGACCCCUAUCGGUCAUUCGGUGUACUACAGGCUUCUCAGACAUUAUUGCAUUUCAUGUACAAACCAACGAACCACUGCAUUUUCGCCUACAUGCUGACCCCUACCGGUCAAUCGGUAUACUACAGGCUUCUCAGACUUUAUUUCACUUCAUAAGCAAACAAAUUAACUACAGCAUUUUCGCUUUUAUACUGACUCCUAUCUGUCAAACGGUAUACUACAGGCUUUUCAGACAUAUAGUUAUUCCCCUCAUAACAUUCCCAUUAUAAUUACACAAUAACACUUCCUUACAAAUCAUGCUUGCUAUGAUAUAAGCAUUCCUGCAUACCUGCCUAUAUAGGCAUUUAGUUACAUUUACGGACAAUACACAUACAUUUACCCAAGAAUGCACAUACUAUUUAAAGCACUAUGCAGGAUUCCAGAGUGUAAUACGGAAUAUUUGCAUGUUUGCACGCUUAAAAUAUAAGUCCUUCCAAUUAUGUAUUUUCACUUAUUAGGUUAUUCAGCUGCCAGUCAUGGUUCACUACACUCAUGUUUCGGGGUACAGUUGUAUUCCAUAUCACACAUGAUAUAACACUCCCGACAAGUUAAUUUCCUUCAAACAGGGGCAUUACAAGCAUACAAUAAACAUUGGGACGGAGCACUUUGCUCUAUUAAACUUGCAUAACACACAUAUGGGUAUACGCUUUUAAAUGUCUAUAUUCAAUUUUCAUACAUUGUUUUACCCGUCCGGGUUACAGGUAUUAAUAACCCUUACGACCAGUAAGGGUAUCUAAUCAUACUACCAGGUACAUACACCUGCUCUUGUGGUAUAUACAUAAAUUUUCUGUUUCCCCCUGGGUAUAUCCUUAGCGUACUGGCAAUUAGGGACUAUAGGUUUCCAAUAGGUAUUUUCCUUUCUUGGCAUCUACGCCUGUCGUAUAGUGGUCCCGCAAGGCCAACACCCUGCCUCAACGCUCGGAGGCAAACACCCAUCGGGCCACUCGUGAGCUGGCCGCCUCACAUGGUAUAUAGAGAGGGCCUCACCGGUCACUCCCUUCCCCUUUUUUAUGGUUACAGUUACCGAGAGGUCAACAUCCUGCCACUACGUUUGGUGGCCACAAAAAUCCCCUGGCGCCAUUGCAUAGAUAGAGCCUCUCAAGCCACUUGGCAACUAGCAGGGCCUCACCUGUCACCAAACAAAGGAUUAAUUGUUUCGCCAUGUGGCUUUAGCUAGCAAGCCAGUACUAGCACACUGUGGGUUCAUAUAAUAAUGGCUAUCUUCAUGUGUUUUUAGUAUGUAUCAAGCAGGUGGUAAGGAUUUCUCUCUACCUAACACUCCAGCUAGAGUCAACACACUUUCACUUGGAGAUGUUGCUAGUCCCACAGGACAAUUUUGUCCCAACACAGCGGACGAUCACGUUUCAGGCUCCAGGUUCUAGCACCUCUGGUAGUACGUAGAGAACUACCAGAGACAAAUUGGGUCGUCUCAUUCUCUUUGGCAAAUCCCAGAUUUGCAACAAUUUCCAUGUUGGCACAUGUAGUUUCAGUGCAUGCAGACUGUUGCAGAUAUGUUCUCAAUAUGUCAGGGCACAUGCAAAAACCAUGUGUCCCAGUAAAUGUACCCUGAACCUUACUUCACGUCUGUAAACAUUAUGCAUUUCCAGUACUUUCUAACUCUUCACCCUUCCAGACAUUUAGUUUAUUUCCUAAUCUCCGAUUUUUAAAGGCCUUCUGUUCAGGUAUUGCCAUAUACUUUUGGGGGAAUCUAGAAUGCCCUAACUUGCAGUCAUCACAGCAGCAUCCAACAGCUGGCAUUACACUCAUGGCCCAAGAAAUGGCAGAAAGAUUUCUACCUGGGCCUCUCCGAUCUACACAUUUACAGUGUGGUGCAAUCCCAUUGGGAGUGUCACAGGGAAUCUUCCCUCACACUGUAACUGAUCAUAGACUUAUCUGCACCUCACGGCUACCCCAUAGUCUCAACUACCUCAUACCCUCCGAGGAGUUUUCAUUACAGUAUGCCACCAUUGUUCAUACCAUUACAACUAUCACUCAAGCGGGGAAGCCUGGUUAAGUAAAACUGAUAUCUCAAAUGCAUUUCAGACUGCCACCAUCCACCCUGCACUGGCACUUACAGGGCAUUUAUGGGCAGCAGUUAUAUAUUUCUUCUCCGCUUAACUUUCGGGUCAAGAGCAGCCCACAAUCUUCAAUAUAUUCGUCGAACUCUUUACUGGUUGUGGUUAAACAUAUCCAGAUGCCCCACAGUCAUACACUCCCGAGAUGAUUUCUUGUUGGUCAAAGGGAAUGUCGAAUUCCCCCUCUAGAAGCUUCAAGGAAGCCAUUAGUAUGUCUGAACACUUGGGUGUCCCAGUAUUCCCUAAGGUCACAGAAGACCCAGACACUAUCUUUACAUUCCUGGGCAUACAACUUGACUCUGCAUCCAUGCCAACAAGUUACCACGUGAGAAAUAGGAACAGUCGCAACAACAACAAUUACCACCUCCUGCUUGGUACUUGCAACCACAUGGAACUACAAUCCCUACCAGGUUCCUUAAAUUUUGCCAUGCGCAUCAUACCGCAGGCCGCGCUUUCAUCUCCGACCACUUUGCUUUUUCCUCCCUCCCGAAUGAUCAGGGGCUGUCCCUAGACAACCAAGCCAUGGCCUGCCUACACAUAUGGUGGACUUAAAUCACACGUAAUGGUAAACUAUUGUGACAGCCGCCAUGGCAGGGGGUCAUUUAUGGUCAAGGUCAUGGAUUACAUGAACCUCGCCAACAUAGCCGGGCCCUGACUAAACUGGCCUUGUCCACAAGCACUCAACACGCUUGCUACAGGGUUUUCCACUUAUACAAUACGUUUCAUGUCGGACAAUCACUUAGCUGGUUUGAGGUUUCACCAUGUAUGGCAUUCGCCUCUUUUUGCCACCUUAAGUUAAUAAUUCUCGCACAACAUGGUUAAACUUUAUCUCACGGGCAUUCAACACUAUACGUAUUUCUCCUUCCCAAACAACAAGGGUUCCUAUCCUCCUACCCCAUCCAUACCUAAGAGACACAGCCAAGCGGACGUUCCCGCUAAAACUAAAUACUGGCCAUAGACCUACAAUGUUCAAACCAUGUCAGAACCACUCAGCCAUGCACUUCCGAGCCACGCACCAAUGCAGUUAUCAAAACUGCUACCUAUCUAGCCUUUAACGGCUUUCUCAGGCCAAAACAAUAUCUCACUAUCAGCGGCCAACAUCAUAAACAAGAGUGCCUGUUGACCUCUUAUCUUCUAAAACACACAGACCACUAUGUCCGGUCCCUUCCUAAAACUAAGACUAGUCAGAUGGGCGAGCCAGUGCAUAUAACCUACUACCUUACAAGCAAUGCUGGGUGCCCGGUUAAGGUACUGAUUAUGUUCUAGGGCACGCCACCAUACGCACCACUGAACUAUUACUGUCGCUGUACGAUACUGUCCUUACCACAGGUAAGUUCAUGCACUAUGUCCACCUACUCAUUCACCGGGCUCGAACUAAACCCUAGCACCUACUCAGGGCACUCCUUUAGGAUAGGAGCAGCUUACACAGCCUAUAGCCAAGACAUCCCCGCACACGUUAAGACACGGGGCCGCUGGGAAUCAUAGGCUUAUGCGACUUACAUACCAUAGCCGAUUCAGGAAUUAGGAAGCUUUCAUUAAAAUGUCUAACUGAUGGUUAACAAAUGCACUAUGAUCCUGUAUAAUGUUUUGCAUUAAUAUAUCUCCUUUUGCCCACUUUUUACCGGCCUACAACAUAUGUCGGUUUCGGCACACCUCAACCGAUUAUUCCUAAAGCUACAUCUCUACAACCCAUCUUAUUCUAGAUCAUAUGAGAAUGCCCCGAACACAAAUUGGAAGGCAUAGCCUGAAGUUGUGGGAGGGGCUAUAGACCUAUAAAAGGGACUCUCCCCUUUCCCUACUUACCUUUGUUGGUCAGACGAAUAGCCCCACCCUCCACUCCCAUUGUUCAUAUUUCCUCUAUGUAAGCUCACUUUUUACCGGCCUACACACACACACACACACACACUUCAGUCCCCGCUCGGGACUUUCUUCAGGGUCAAAAAGAACAAGACAACAAAUGAUAUACAUGCCAACAAUCAUUAGAUACCCAUAUAAUAACAGAAAAACUCACCCAGGUGUAUUACUGCCACCUCCUAUCGGAACCUGAGGGACUUCCAGGUGUGCGCACUCACCCGCACGCAUACUCACCCCGCCCCAAUCAAUAUAUUAUUUUGUUCUACGUGUAUUUUGAUAUAUAUAUAUAUUAAUUUCACAAUACAGUUAGAACGAAAUAACACAUCUAUAUAGUUUUUAAUUAUUUAUUUUUAAUUUUUUUCAUUUUAUUUUUUAACGUAUUAAAAUUUUUAUUAUAUAUAUAUAUAUAUAUAUAUAUAUAUAUACACACAAUAUAUUAAUCAGUAUCAGUCUACGUGUAAUUUGAUAUAGAGAUAUAGAUAUAUAUCUAUCUAUAUCUAUAUAUCUCUCUCUCUAUAUAUAUAUAUAUAUAUAUAUAUAUAUAUAUAUAUAUAUAUAUAUAUAUAUAUAUAUAUAUAUAUAUAUAUAUAUAUAUAAAAUAAAAAUGUAAAUACGUUAAAAAAUAAAAUUAAACAUAAAUAAUUAAAUAUAUAGAUGUGUGUUAUUUCGUUCUAACUGUAUUGUGAAAUUAAUAUAUAUCAAAAUACACGUAGAACAAAAUAAUAUCUAUAUGUGUGUGUGUGUAUGUAUAUGUAUAUAUAUGUGUGUGUGUAUAUAUAUAUAUAUAUAUAUAUAUAUAUAUAUAUAUAUAUAUAUAUAUAUAUAUAUAUAAUAUUUAAAAAAAUAUAUAUAUUAAUUCUACAUAUAUAUUUAUGUAAUAUUUUUACAUAAUUAGGUAUCUUAAUUAAUUACAAUUAGCGGGACCUGCCUGACAACCCAUGCCGAAAGUAAAGGGAAUUUAAUUUGCUAGCACUAUAUUUAACACUAUAACUUUCCGAGACACCAUAAAACCUGUACAUGGGGGGCACUGUUCUACUCGGGAGACUUCGCUGAACACAAAUAUUAGUGUUUCAAAACAGUAAAAUGUAUUACAACGAUAUCGCCAGUAAAAGUGAUGUAUUUUGCAUUUUUCACGCACAAACAGCACUUACACGGACGAUAUUAUUGCUGCAAUACUUUUUACUGUUUUGAAACACAUAUUUGUGUUCAGCGAAGUCUCCCGAGUACAACAGUACCCCUCAUGUACAGGUUUUAUGGUGUUUUCAAAAGUUACAGUUUCAAAUAUAAGGCUUGCGUUUCAUUUUUUUUCACAUUAAAAUUCGCCAGAUUGGUUACAUUGCCUUUGAGACCCUAUGGUAGCCCAAGAAUGAAAACUACCCCUAUGAUGGCAUACCAUUUGCAAUAGUAGACAACCCAAGGUAUUGCAAACAGGGUAUGUCCAGUCUUUUUUAGUAGCCACUUAGUCACAAACACUGGCCAAAAUUGGCGUUUUUUGCAUUUUUCACACACAAACAAAUACUAACGCUAACUUUGGCCAGUGUUUGGGACCAAAUGGCUACUAAAAAAGACUGGACAUACCCCAUUUGCAAUACCUUGGGUUGUCUACUAUUGCAAAUGGUAUGCCAUUAUGGGUGUAAAUUUCAUUCCCGGGCUACUAUACAGUCUCAAAGGCAACGUAACCAAUCUGGCGAAUUUCAAUUUCAAAUGUAACGUGCUAUAUUUGACCCUGUAACUUCCCAAAACGCCAUAAAACCUGUACAUAGGGGGUACUGUCUUACACGUGAGACUUUACUGAAUACAAAUAUGUGUAUUUUAUUGCAGUAAAAGCAAACAGUAUUAUGACAUUGACCGUUAAAAUGUCAUGUAGAACUAAAAAAAUAAAAAAAUCGUAUUUUCUCCCAUUUUUUUCAUAUUAAAUUAUGUUUCAUAGCUAAAUAUUUGAUAUUAAAUGAAAGCCCUGUUUCCCCUGAAUAAAAUGAUAUAUAAUAAGGGUGGGUGCAUUUACUAUGAAAGAGGUGUAUUACGGUUGGACAGACAUGUAGCGCAAAUGCCAGGUUUUGUUUACAUUUUGUUUUGUUCACAACGUGUACAUUUGGCCCCGUCCUUAAGGGGUUAAGGUGAUUGGGAACACCUGUAUUUACACACACCCUAUAUAUACACACACCACUUGAAGCGCCUAGACACCUCUUAACUCUUUGAGUUUCUGUUUUUUACUUAGAUUUCAGUAAGGCUUUUUACACUGUUCCACAUAGAAGGCUCAUCAAUAAACUGCAAUCUUUAAGUUUGGAUUCCAAUAUUGUUGAAUGGGUAAGGCAGUGGCAAAAUGACAGGCAACAGAGAGUUGUAGUCAAUGGAGUAUAUUUGAUGCAUGGGCUUGUCACCAGUGGGGUACCUCAGGGAUCUGUACUUGGACCCAUUCUCUUUAAUAUUUUUAUUAGUUAUAUUGCAGAAGGUCUUGAUGGUAAGGUAUGUCUUUUUGCUGAUGAUACUAAGAUAUGUAACAGGGUUGAUGUUCCAGGAGGGAUAAGCCAAAUGGCAAAUGAUUUAGGUAAACUAGAAAAAUGGUCAGAGCUGUGGCAACUGACAUUUAAUGUGGAUAAGUGCAAGAUAAUGCACCUUGGACGUAAAAACCCAAGGGCAGAGUACAGAAUAUUUGAUAGAGUCCUAACCUCAACAUCUGAGGAAAGGGAUUUAGGAGUAAUUAUUUCGGAUGACUUAAAGGACUGGUAGGAAGACAAUGUAAUGGAGCAGCUGGAAAUGCUAGCAGAAUGCUUGGUUGUAUAGGGAGAGGUAUAAGCAGUAGAAAGAGGGAAGUGCUCAUGCCACUGUACAGAACACUGGUGAGACCUCACUUGGAGUAUUGUACGCAGUACUGGAGAACGUAUCUUCAGAAGGAUAUUGAUACUUUAGAGAGAGUUCAGAGAAGGGCUACUAAACUGGUUCAUGGAUUGCAGGAUAAAACUUACCAGGAAAGGUUAAAUGAUCUUAACAUGUAUAGCUUGGAGGAAAGACGAGACAGGGGGGAUAUGAUAGAAACAUUUAAAUACAUAAAGGGAAUCAACAACGUAAAGGAGGAGACUAUAUUUAAAAGAAGAAAAAGUACCACAACAAGAGGACUGUAACGGCUUACCUGAAUGGGAGUCUGUAGCGCAGAUAUAUGUGCUCACCAUUGCAAGUAAACACAGGCCAAGGUGCUCAGGGAAGAACUCACCUGGCCUGUGAGUCUGUGCACGGGGGCUUUCCAGGAAUAGUGCUCCAAGUAGCAGUACAGCAGGGAUUAGCAGAAGCGUAGUCAAGGAAAGCCAAUGUCAGGGGAAGCCAGAGAUCAGAGUAGUCCAGGAGGAAAGCCAAGGUCAGAAGCCGGAAUCAGACAGGAAACACUGGAACGCUGAUACGAAGAGACAGGAACCAAACAAGGGAACCAGAGUCAAUGAACUGACACUGCCCUCAGGGAGAGGCAGUGUCUUAUACCUGGCUAAUUGGUGAUCAGCCACAGGUGUGCUGAGAUUGUUGGAGCAGCCACAGAAUAACUUCCAGCCCCCAGUGCUGGGUACAAGGCAAGAUAGACUUCUGGCUAUAGCAUGAGCUGAUAUGGUGGCUCAGAGGCAAAAUAGCAGCCCGAGGACUGCAAAGUACCCUGGUUCAAAUCCCCUGCUGGUCACUCCUGGGGCGACCUUGUCUGACAAGGACAUAGUGUUAAAUUAGAGGGGCAAAGGUUUAAAAUAAUAUCAGUAUUACUUUACUGAGAGGUUAGUGGAUGCAUGGAAUUAACGUGGUAGAUGUUAACACCGUGAAGGCGUUUAAGCAUGCGUUGAAUAGGCUUGAGGCUAUCCUAGACUUAAGAUAAGAUAAGGCCAGGGAUUAAUAAAAAGUAUUUCGAAAUAUUGGGCAGACUAGAUGGGCCGAAUGGUUCUUAUCUGCCGUCACAUUCUAUGUUUCAUACAUGUACACGACAAGAUAGUAUGCUUCUGGGCUUAUUCGUGAAUUCAACCUUCUGGGUGCAUUUGCUGUCUAAAUGGGUUUAUAAACUGACACCUACCCCACCCUUCCUCUUCAUUCUGUACCCUUCAAUUCAAGUUGAUAAAAAUCUAAAAAUAAAGAAUUGGGUGAGUCCUCCACCAAUUGUACAAGAGAUUUAAAAAACUAGUAAGCUACCAGUUUAGAACAGUACAUGAGGGACAUGCUGGAAAAAUGAUAUUCGAAGUGACCAGUUUUAAAAUAAAUAUAAAUGUUUAAUUUCUCGACUCUUGUUCCCUUUACAGCUGGCACAAUGGUGGAGCUGGGCCUGGAUAAACACAACCCUGAUGAUUUCUCUCAAGCCUUAGACCGCACUCUGGGGGACUUUGCCUUUCCAGAUGAGUUUGUAUUUGACGUGUGGGGGGCAAUAGGAGAUGCCAAGGCUGGACGAUACUAACUUUACACCAGCCAUCCUAAAGAUCUUCCCUGAUGGGGCUACUGAAUCCAUCCUCGUCUUCAACACUAAGAAAUGCUUUGUUCACAGCUGGGGUUUGGUGGUUGUAUGAGGGUUGCACAAACUUAAAUGGCCAAUGUAUGGCCUGAAUCUAGCAAUAAAAUGGACAUGCCUGCAGUUGGACCCAUACUGUUAUACCAGCAGCAGAAAUGGAUUCUCUUGUGUUAACUGCACAGGCACAGUCCUGCUAUCUGAAGGGACCGUGAAGAGUUAACUGGUUCUAAAUGUGUCCAAGUGAAAGACUAAACAUCUUAAAUAAUGGGUUAUUUUACCACUGUAAGAAUCAUUAAAUAGUGUACUAGUUGCUAAUCCCUUUUCCCGUACAAAGUAAGUGGAUGCUAUGAAGAUUCUUUUAGAAACUCAAGUGUGUUUUCAAUUAGGUCAUCCUUUUCCUCAUAGUGAGGAUUUACACAACAACUAUCUGUUUGUAACAUGACAUGCCGACUGCAAACCUUUCAGUAUUUCCAUAGAGUCCCUGACACUGGCUGUUUUGAGUUACUCAUAUGGACAAGGUUUAAAAACUGGUUUUAUAAAGUCUGAAGAUAAUGUUUUAAAGGAGGUUCCUAAGGCCUUUGGAAUCUCCCUCCUAUGGGAGAAGAUGUCAAGGACCCGAAUAUUAAGUGCCAGUGGAAUAACGUAUAUGAUGUCAUGGAGUCUCGUGUAGGUUAAAAGAUUUAAUUAUAUAACACUUAAGGCAAAGUGUAUCUUUUGGGCAUCUUUCUGUUGCAUAACAAUAGGUUGCCACAAAUGGGAGACGUUGUUACUAAAUGUUAAAGGGACACGAUCUUGAUUUUUUUAAAUUUUUUUUUUGUUUAAAAAGAAUGUAGCAUAGAUUAGUGGUGAAAAAAAUAAACUAUACUUUAUAUGUGGGAGUUAAGGUUUCACUACACCCCAUUUAUUGCUUUGGGGGAGGUUUUGUUACAAUUUUAUACUGUCCAUAGUGGUUUUAAAAUAGAGCUGGUACUAGCAAGUAUUAAGACAAAAGUAGGCUGAAAAAAAUAAAUUAAAAUAAACAUGUGUCUUUGUUCUCUAUUACAUUUGAUUGAUUGCUAGUCCUGUGGCCAAUAUUCUGUGUUGUAUUUUCAUUUUAUAUUUAAAAAAAAAAAAAAAUUACAGUGAUCAGCAUUGUAUGGGAAGUUUUCUGUUAGUACCGCGCACACAUAGCUGAGAGGGAUGACUUGAAGAUACUAUAUAGUAGAGUAUAACUGAUUUAGAUUUCUAAGCAAAAAUUAUUUGUAAUGAAUACAUAGUCUGGGGAAAAAAAAAACUCUUUCAGCAAUCCCUAAUCUAGAUUCAUUACAGUGUUUUUGUUCUGCGCCAGGCCAGAUCUGAUGCAUUUUUUUUUUUUAUUUUUUUUUUAGUGCGCAUUUAAAUACUAAGAUUCUUCUUUUUAAAAAAAAUCAUUUUUUUUUUUUUUUUUUUAUUCUCACCGAACCAUGUACUUCAGUCUGCAUUUUUUCAAUUGGUUAAAAAAAAACAUGAGUAAAACUAUUCGGUUGAGCUAAUCCAAACCAGUAGCAAGCUGUUUCAUUCAUGAAAACCAUGAAUGAAGUGGUUUGCUCAAAAUAAUAUAUGCCAUAUGUUAUCAGUCUGUCUGUAGUUGGAUAUGCAAGAUAGUACAUCUGUAUAUGUUGAACAGAGGAGUUAGGUGAAUGGGGAAACAUUUUCAUACUUUUAUUUAUUUAUAUAAAAUACAAAAUCACACUCAAAGUUCACCUAUUUGGUGUCCUUAAUGGACAACAGCAAGCUGCUGUUAUGGUGCCAGGAGGGCCCUGGUGGUCCAUAUAAGUCGGUAGUCAAACCGUUUUUAGAAUGAUUAAAAUUCUUACCUGUGGUUUUCCAUGCACCUUUCCCUUACUCCACUCCAUCUGAUAUCCUAUUUAGGAGCUUCCAUCACUGCUUAUAAUGGGAGGGUGCGAGGGCACUCCUGGAACCAUAACCACUACAGCACACUGUACUAAUUAUGAUUCUUAAAAUAUUCCUUUAAUUGCAGCUGGUGUGUGUGUGUGUGUGUGUGUGUGUGUGUAUAUGUGUGGCAUAUAUACUAUGCCAUUAUUUGUUGGAACUACCUAGAAGAGAUACUACUUUAACAGAGUGUGUUAUGUAAACAAAGUCCUGCUGAAAUGUAAUGAAGGUUUGUGCUAAAACACUUCUAAUAUAGUAUGAGUUUGUUGCACCUCCUAAUGUUGGGUUAUGGUGCUGCAUUAAGUUAAGUACUGUGUUAAUGUAAUUUUAUAAUCUGUGUUGGGGAAAAAAACAUCUUUUGUAACCUUGAAAUCUUCUCGUUUACUGCUUGAAGGUGAGAUUUUCCUACAACUAUAUUAAUAUAAGGCAAAUUUCUGCCUGUGGUUUUUUUUCUUCCCUGAAAUCUACAUUAGAAUUGUAUGUUUUGUCACAAUACCAGUUACAAAUGUUCUUUGAAUAAAAUGUCUUUUUUUGUUUUGUUUUUUUCAGCUUGUUUUGUAUAGUGUCUGCUUUGGUUAAGAUGUAUCUACAGAUGUGGUUUACUGCGCUAAAAACAGAUUAGAUGACAGUGAUGUCACUAAUUUGGGCCUGUUAGUGCCCUAUUAGUUAAUUAAGCCAUGCCUGUAGAGGAAAUUGUACUAAGGUAUGAUAUGGUGAGUACAAUUGUGGCUGUAAGGCAAACUCUGCAGUUCUGUUCUCUGUAUGAAAAUGUAUAAAGUAGAACUGGCCAACCUGAUGGACUUAUAAAGUAUCAUGAGAAUUGUAGUUCAACGGCUGAGGAUUGAGAAUUGUAGUUCAACGACUGUCGCUCUAAAAAAUGACUUUUUUUUUUAAAAUCUCAUUUAUUUUUUUCAUCCAUCCUCUGUAGAUCUCAGUUAUGUAGAAUAAGCUUCUCUCUAAAUCCAUUCUCACUCUUCCCUCCAUUAUUGUUUUUAUUUUAUUUUUUUUUCUCCCCUGCACAUUUUUCUCUACACCAUUCCCUCCUCCCGGUCGGAUUCUGUCUAUUUUAUACACAGACUCUAGGAACUGGUUUAUCUCAACUGCAGAAAACAAUGUGCUGCUAAUCACACCUCAUUCUGUCUAAUAAACUCCUACAACUUGGUAUGUCUGUUUCCAAGAAUU
Messenger RNA from Pelobates cultripes (western spadefoot toad), 28712 nucleotides. NCBI's taxonomy places the organism in Eukaryota, Metazoa, Chordata, Amphibia, Anura, Pelobatidae. The record is from the annotation of a GenBank genome assembly.